Panicum virgatum (switchgrass) is the source of this 869-nucleotide messenger RNA. Its product is annotated as serine/threonine-protein kinase RIPK-like. The record is from RefSeq and is a predicted model, not a curated record. Gene Ontology annotation, molecular function: ATP binding; protein kinase activity. Lineage: Eukaryota; Viridiplantae; Streptophyta; Magnoliopsida; Poales; Poaceae. The transcript has 5 exons. Gene Ontology annotation, biological process: protein phosphorylation. Bases 83 to 814 code for a protein of 243 amino acids.
GGCCGUCGCCGUCAAGCUGCUCGACCUCGAGGGCUCGCAGGGACACAAAGAAUGGCUGGCCGAAGUCAUUUUCCUUGGGCAAAUGCGGCAUCCACACCUCGUCAAACUGAUCGGCUACUGCUACCAGGAUCAGCACAGGCUUCUUGUCUACGAAUUCAUGGCGAGGGGCAGCUUGGAGAAGCAUCUCUUCAAAAAAUACUCUGCUUCCCUGCCAUGGUCAGCACGAUUGAAGAUCGCCAUUGGAGCUGCCAAAGGUUUGGCCUUCCUCCACGAAGCUGCAAAACCUGUCAUCUACCGCGAUUUCAAGACCUCCAACAUCCUAUUGGACUCGGACUACACAGCAAAGCUAUCGGAUUUCGGACUAGCAAAGGAUGGGCCUGGUGAAGAUGAAACCCAUGUCUCGACCCGAGUCAUGGGCACGCAGGGCUACGCCGCACCCGAGUACAUCAUGAUUGGACAUUUGACAACAAAGAGCGACGUGUAUAGUUUCGGUGUCGUACUACUGGAGCUACUAACAGGACGGAAGGUGGUGGACAAGAACAGGCCGCCGCGGGAGCAAAACCUUGUGGAAUGGGCGCGGCCGUGCCUGAACGAUCCUCGCCGGCUUGCCCGCGUGAUGGACCGAAGUCUGGAUGGGCAGUACCCUACUCAAGCUGCCCAAAAGGCCGCAGCAAUCGCUCACAAGUGCUUGAAUGUAAGCCCUAAAUCGCGUCCCCAGAUGUCAGCCGUUGUAGAGGCCCUGGAGUCAUUGCUUUCUCUGGAUGAUGGCAAUGUACAACCAUUUGUGUACACGGCGCCGUCAGAGAACAAAUGAACGGUCACUAAUGUGUAAGAGAACAGAAGGAUCCACAAAUUGAAUUUUGUCCGCA